AUGGCUUCGGCCCAUAUGGCCAUGUUGUCCCCUGUACCCCGCGGUGGUGUCGGCACCAAGCAAUACAACGGCCGUGUCCAUGCCUUUAUCGGAUUUAAGGACAGCAAAUGGAGCAUGCGCUUCCCCUGUGGAGGCUACGCCCCCGGUCCGGUCACCAACAUGCGCGCCGGCCAGACUAUCAACGUCCGCUUUUAUGCCUCUAGCAUGAAGGCCGACCAAAUCCGCUCCCAGCCCAAGCCCACCAGCCCUAACCGCCAGUUCAGCCAGGCCCGCCACGGCGGUGGUAUGUGCGAGUUCUCCCUCUCGUAUGACAAUGGCAAGACCUUCCAUUUGAUUGGCCGCUACACGCGCACCUGCCCUGAUGCUUACUACCAGUGGCCAGUCAAGAUCCCCAACAACGUCCCCUCCUGCACAGAGAAGAACAAAUGCCUCUUUGUCUGGACCUGGACCGCAAACAUUCUUCCCCAGUGGUACAUGAACUGCGCCGACAUCCGUCUCACCGGUGUCAAGAACGGUCGUCGCCCUUCAAAGUCGAUUCAGAUUGUCGAUUUCAAGCCCCACCGCAUGCGCGUUACUGCCGCUGGCGAUGGUACCAAGCACCGCUCUUCCACAGGCCCCAACCGCAAGGAGAUUAACGAUAACAUGAACGGCAAAUACUAA
Molecule: messenger RNA, 660 nt
Organism: Linnemannia hyalina
Lineage: Eukaryota; Fungi; Mortierellomycota; Mortierellomycetes; Mortierellales; Mortierellaceae
Source: the annotation of a GenBank genome assembly